AUGGAAUCUUUAAGAAGUGGAGCUGUGGUAGAGGAGUCGAAAAGGCAGUUUGGGGUCCAUGGAAUCCCAGCAGAAGUGGUUUCAGAUAAUGGUCCCCAGUUCAGCAGUAGUGAGUUCCAGGAAUUUGCCAAAGAUUAUGGCUUUAAGCAUACCACCACAUCACCACAUUACCCCAAGGCUAAUGGAGAAGUGGAGAGAGCUAUCCAAACUGUCAAGAAGUUGUGGCAAAAGAAUGAUCAGAAGCACUUGGCCUUGCUGGAUUAUCAAACAACACCAUUACCAGAUAUUGAACUGUCUCCGGCACAAUUACUCAUGGGUCGUCGACUGAGAAAUAAGUUGCCUGUGAUGGAAUGUCCGCUUCAGCCUGCAAGCAACAACCAGCAAGAAGUCUCCAGAGAAUGGAAGCCAGCCACUGUGGUCAAACAUCACCAUACACCAAGAUCCUAUGUAGUGCAAGCUGAAGACAGCAAAAAGUACCGUUGCAACUGGCAACAUCUAAGAGUUUACCCAGCUCCAGGACAUGGUAGUUUGAAUGCAGAACUGUCUUCUGGAGCAGACCAAACUGUAAUCCAGGACAAGGAGCCGCCAAGGGAUGAACCUAACCGACCUACAGCUCCCACUGUGUUACAGGAUAUGCUGUCCCAAGAGCAACACCCAGAACCAGCAAAGGCGAACAGUGCAGGUCCAAUUGUCACCCGAAGCGGCAGACGAGUAGUGAAACCUGACCGGCUUGACCUAUAG
This is a messenger RNA of Orbicella faveolata, 741 nucleotides long. RefSeq lists its product as uncharacterized. The record is from RefSeq and is a predicted model, not a curated record. NCBI's taxonomy places the organism in Eukaryota, Metazoa, Cnidaria, Anthozoa, Scleractinia, Merulinidae.